AUGGGUCUCUACAUUUCAAAGCUUUUCAACAGUCUCGUGGGCUCCAAGGAGAUGCGUAUUUUGAUGGUCGGUCUUGACGGUGCCGGUAAGACUACUGUGUUGUACAAGCUGAAGCUAGGCGAGGUUGUCACCACCAUCCCUACUAUCGGUUUCAACGUCGAGACUGUCGAAUACAAGAACAUCUCGUUUACCGUUUGGGAUGUCGGUGGACAGGACAAGAUCAGACCUUUGUGGAGACACUACUUCAGAAACACCGAGGGUAUCAUCUUUGUCGUGGACUCCAACGACAGAUCACGUAUCUCUGAAGCCAGAGAGGUUCUGCAAAGAAUGUUGAACGAGGACGAGAUCAGAAACGCAGCAUUACUAGUGUUCGCCAACAAGCAGGAUUUGCCAGAGGCCAUGUCUGCUGCCGAGAUCACUGAGAAGCUGGGCCUACACUCGAUCAGACAACGUCCAUGGUUCAUCCAGGCCACCUGUGCCACCUCCGGCGAGGGUCUUUACGAGGGUUUAGAGUGGCUGAGCAACAGUCUGAAGAACCAGAACUGA
This is a messenger RNA of Lachancea thermotolerans CBS 6340, 546 nucleotides long. Its product is annotated as KLTH0H02200p. Lineage: Eukaryota; Fungi; Ascomycota; Saccharomycetes; Saccharomycetales; Saccharomycetaceae. The record is from RefSeq and is a predicted model, not a curated record. Gene Ontology annotation, molecular function: GTP binding; GTPase activity. Bases 1 to 546 code for a protein of 181 amino acids. Gene Ontology annotation, biological process: intracellular protein transport; vesicle-mediated transport. Gene Ontology annotation, cellular component: plasma membrane; cytoplasm. The transcript has a single exon.